CGUUCCCUCAGUCAACAUGGCGGCGGCGGCGGCUUCAGCGCCGGGCGGCGGCGGCGGCGGGUCACGUGAGCGGCCCAGCUGGGCCGGCCGCGCGCGCUCCCGCCGCCGCCGGCUCUGGGCGGCUCGGAGGCGUGCGGCGGCGGCCCGGCGCGGCGGGAUGCGGCGGCGGCCGUGGCGGGGCCGCGGGCCGGGAGGGCGGGCGCGGGGAUGAGCGUGGGCGGCCGCCGCCAUGUCCAAGGUAACGGCGCCCGGCCCCGGGCCGGCGGCGGGCGGGAAGGAGAAGCGCUCCUUCAGCAAGCGGCUGUUCCGGAGCGGCCGCGCGGGCGGCGCGGCGGCCGGAGCGCCCGGGCCGGCCGCGCCCUCGCCGUCGUCGGCGCGCUCGGUGGGCAGCUUCAUGAGCCGCGUCCUCAGGACGCUGUCCACGCUCUCGCACCUGAGCUCCGAGGGCGGCGGCCCGGACCGCGGCGCCCUCCGCGGCUGCUUCCCGCCCGGGCCGCCCGCGCCGCCGCCCUGCCCGCCGCCCGCGCCGCCCGCGCCGCCCGCCUGCGAGCCGGUGCCCGGCGUGGCGGGGCUCCGCAACCACGGCAACACGUGCUUCAUGAACGCCACGCUGCAGUGCCUCAGCAACACCGAGCUCUUCGCCGAGUACCUGGCGCUCGGCCAGUACCGCGCCGGCCGGCCCGCGCCCGCGCCCGCGCCCGAGCCCGCCGGCGCCGCGGGGGAGGUCACGGAGCAGCUGGCGCACCUGGUGCGCGCGCUCUGGACGCUGGAGUACACCCCGCAGCACAGCCGCGACUUCAAGAGUAUUGUGUCAAAGAAUGCCCUGCAGUACCGGGGGAAUUCCCAGCACGAUGCCCAGGAGUUUCUGCUGUGGCUUUUGGACCGAGUUCACGAAGACCUCAAUCAUGCGCUGAAGCAGAGCGGCCAGCCUCCUGUGAAGCCACCAUCAGAGUCUGAUAUGAUGCCUGAGGGACCAUCUUUUCCUGUCUGUAGCACUUUUGUACAAGAACUUUUUCAAGCCCAAUACAGAUCCUCCCUGACAUGUCCUCAUUGUCAGAAGCAGAGCAACACUUUUGACCCCUUCCUCUGCAUUUCUUUGCCAAUCCCUCUACCCUACACAAGGCCUCUCUAUGUCACCGUAGUGUAUCAAGGGAAGUGUUCACACUGCAUGCGGAUUGGCGUGGCCGUGCCUCUGUCUGGGACUGUCGCCAGACUCCGGGAAGCAGUGUCUCUGGAAACAAAGAUCCCCACUGACCAGAUUGUGUUAACAGAAAUGUACUAUGACGGGUUCCACCGUUCCUUUUGUGACACAGAUGACCUGGAAACAGUCCACGAAAGCGACUCCAUUUUUGCCUUUGAGACUCCAGAAAUAUUCAGGCCUGAAGGAAUUCUCAGUCAGAGAGGAAUUCACUUAAACAACAAUCUGAACCACUUAACAAUUGGCUUGGCCCAUCAUAGACUGUCUUCUGCACACGCAGCGGCAAAGCAGGGGAAGGUGGAGCUGCCCGUGACGAGAGCAGAGAGCGACAAGAUCGUCCUGCUGGUGUGCAACCGCGCCUGCACCGGGCAGCAGGGAAAGAGGUUUGGACAGCCUUUUGUGCUGCACUUGGAGAAGACAGUAGCCUGGGACCUGCUGCAGAAGGAGAUCUUGGAGAAGAUGAAGUACUUCCUGAGGCCCGCGGUGUGCAUUCAGGUGUGUCCGUUCACCUUGCGUGUGGUCAGCGUGGUGGGAAUAACGUACUUGCUGCCCCAGGAGGAGCAGCCGCUGUGCCACCCCACGGUGGAAAGGGCGUUAAAAUCGUGUGGACCGGGUGGCACUGCUCAUGUGAAGUUAGUAGUAGAAUGGGACAAGGAGACAAAAGAUUUCUUGUUUGUAAAUACUGAAGAUGAGUAUAUCCCUGAUGCAGAGAGUGUUCGUCUGCAACGGGAGCGCCAUCAUCAGCCUCAAACUUGCACUUUAUCCCAGUGUUUCCAACUCUACACCAAAGAGGAACGGCUGGCCCCCGACGACGCCUGGCGCUGCCCGCACUGCAAGCAGCUGCAGCAGGGGAGCAUCACGCUGAGCCUGUGGACCCUGCCGGACGUGCUCAUCGUCCACCUGAAGAGGUUCCGGCAGGAAGGAGACAGGCGUGUGAAACUUCAGAACAUGGUCAAGUUCCCCUUGACUGGCCUGGACAUGACGCCUCAUGUGGUUAAGAGAAGCCAGAGCAGCUGGAGUUUGCCAUCCCAUUGGUCUCCAUGGCGACGACCUUAUGGACUCGGAAGGGACCCUGAGGACUACGUCUAUGACCUGUAUGCUGUGUGCAAUCAUCAUGGCACCAUGCAAGGGGGGCACUACACAGCCUACUGCAAGAACUCCGUGGACGGGCUGUGGUACUGCUUCGACGACAGCGACGUGCAGCAGCUGUCGGAAGAUGAGGUCUGCACACAGAUGGCCUACAUCCUCUUCUACCAGAGGCGGACGGCGAUCCCGUCGUGGUCAGCCAACAGCUCGGUGGCAGGCUCCACGAGCUCCUCCCUGUGCGAGCACUGGGUGAGCCGGCUCCCGGGGAGCAAGCCCGCCAGCGCCACCUCGGCAGCUUCGUCCCGACGGACCUCCCUGGCCUCGCUGUCCGAGUCUGUGGAGAUGACGGGGGAGAGGAGUGAAGAUGACGGAGGUUUCUCGACGCGACCGUUCGUGAGGAGUGUCCAGCGCCAGAGCCUGUCGUCCAGGUCUUCUGUCACCAGCCCCUUGGCCGUCCAUGAAAACUGCAUCAGACCUUCUUGGUCCCUGUCGGCCAAGCUGCAGAUGCGCUCCAGCUCUCCUUCCCGCUUCUCAGGGGACUCUCCGGUUCACGCCUCUGCCUCCACCUUGGAGAAGAUCGGGGAGGCAGUGGAUGACAAGGCCUCCGUCUCUUGCUUUGGUAGCUUGAGGAGCCUUUCCAGCAGUUCCCAGGACCUGGGCGGCACUCCCAGUCGACGGGAGCACAAGGCUGCAGGCCGGGCCCCGCUGGCUGUCAUGGAAGGCGUGUGCAGAGACGAGUCAGAGGUCCACAGAUUGAACUCCGGUGUGGCAGACACCCAGAGCAAACACUCAGCACAAGGGGCUCGCCUGCCCUCCGUCUCUGAUCCAUUUGAUAACAAUAACCAGAUAGCUUACGUGGACCAGAGCGAUUCUGUAGACAGCUCUCCCGUCAAAGAGGUGAAACCCCCAAGCCAGCCAGGCUCCCUCACCAAGAAACCAGAGAGCACAACCAGGAGUUCCCCCAGCUGCAAAGGUGCGUCUGAGCCAGACAGAAGCUUGCGGAAGGGGAGGUCCGCCUUGGCCAGCCGGGGGUCAUCUCAGUCCAGCACCUCCCCUUCCUCUCCGGUUGCUGCCAAAGUUUCUGUGAAGCCCUCCCGCUCCAGGAGCAAAGUGGAGUCUUCCAGAGCCCCCGCCCCUCCCAGGAAGGAGUCCUCCCCCAGAGCCCAGGACUCAGUGGCCUCUCCUUCGCCCCAGAAGCUGAAGUCGGCUUCUUCCCUCACUUGUACUGCUUCCUCCACCUCUGCCAGAAAAGCCUCGGGCCCUGCCACGAGGGGCCCCCUCGCCCCCGGGAAGGGCAGGACUUCAGAUCGGAGCCUAAGCAGAGAGGGCUCCAGACAAAGCCUGGCCUCUGAGCGGGCCGGUGUCCCCUCCGGCUCCAAGCCCAGCUCCCCUCGGGUGAGCCAGGCCCGGGCGGGUGAGGCCCGGGGGGAUGGGAAGCAGGUCAGGAGCUCCUCCAUGGCCAGCCUGCGCUCCCCCAAUGCGAGUGUGAAGGCUGGUCUGAAGAGGGACAGCAAGUCAGAUGAGAAGGGGCUGUCCUUCUUCAAGUCAGCCUUGAGGCAGAAGGACACCCGGCGGUCCGCUGACCUCGGCAAGACCGCCUUGCUCUCCAGGAAGGCCGGGGGGAGCUCUGCCAAGCCGGCCUGUAGGAACGCCGGGGAGGACAAGGCAGAGAGAGGGCCCCGGCCCCCGGGCUCCCAGCAGCCAAAUGCCAGUUCCGCGGGGAAAGAGCAGCUUGUCUCCAGGGACUCUGCUUCUGCUAGACAUUCCCUGCUGGCCAGUCGCAAGUCCAAGUCUUCCCCUCUAGACUCCGGAGCACUCUCCUCUCCUCGGGGCAGGCAGUCCUCCGAGAGGUCCUCCCAAAGGUUACCUUCGAGCAUGCCAGCCUCUGCACGGCCGCCUCCGAAGCCUCAGUGACUCGCUGCGCUCCAGCAACCUGUGACGCGUUUAUUUAUUUAGACCCCUCCCUCCCCCACCAGAGCCCUCUAUGCUUUUGUUUUGUAUUUUUUGGGUCAUGUGCCUGAUGUGUGUGCUUGCGUGCAUGCAUGUGUGUGCGUGUGUGCGUGUGCGUGUGUGUGGAAUUCAAUUGCAAAUUGUUAAAAGCGUCGCCUUAUUCUGCCAUUGAACCAAAUAACAGCCAUAGGCAAAGCAUCAAUACUGAGCUAACUGGAAAAAUUACAGAGGAUACCCCGGACAGUCCCUUUAGCAGUUGUACAUAUUUCUUUUAGAGAAAUCUAAUGACUCGUUGGACCUAGGGUUUGGAACCUGGGACCAGUCAAGCUGUCGUUACUUUCUGUAGAAGGAUGAAUUAUUUGACCUGGGGUUCAGCUGAGCAGGGCUUGUCCCGAAGGGGACUGUCAUGUGGCACCAGGAGUUCUAAAAACUGUGACACUAACAAUGAGACAAACCGAGAGAAAACGGUUGCUUCCUGCACUUUGGCCCCAUCUACCAGUCUUUGUCAAGGGCAAUAUUUUAACACUAAUGUUUCUCAGGUAUAUACUCAGCCAGGCUAGGAGGGUGUGUAUCCGGAAAAGGACUAGGGAGGAAGGUGGCCUGUCAGUGACUGUCAUUCCUCCUCCUGCCACACAUGGACACUUAGAGGUAGAAGUGGUCUUUCACUGCUGUCACAUCGGCAAAGGUGUGGGUCCCAAGAUGUGGCACAUUGGGUAUUCAGAAAACCAGUUACUCAUCGUUAAGUUUUUUCCCUUCUAAAUUUGCUAGUGGAAGCCAUUGGGAGUUUGAAGAGUAGUCAUGCAGUAGAGGAAUCUUUUAAAGAUUCCUGGGAAAAGAAAAAGGAUUCUCACUGCACACUUGACUCUCUCCCAUUGUCCUCGGUGUUGCCUUUCCUGUAGACGCUGGGAGCUCCAUGCCCCCGGCUCUACAGUCGGGUCAGUUAUGAAGAGGAAAGAAGUUGCUCAGGCCGGAAGUCAGUGGUAGUGAAGUGACAUGUAACCAAGUAUUACAUACACGUUUCUGAUCCUGCCUGUCUGGCUCAGUGACUGCUCUCCAGGAAUUCACUCACUUCUUCGUGCGUAAGAUUGAAUCCUUCACCAGAACUCGGCGGGGUCUGCACAUGUUCCAUCGGGCCCUGUCCAUCCAAUUGCAUUUCCUGGUUAGACAGAGAACCUCAGACAUCUCACAGGUAAGCAAGAUACCUGGUUUCCAAGCUUUCUGGGAGGUAUCUUGGCAAGUUUUAGUUUUUUUCAUCCUUUACCUAAAUGUCAAGAGAGUCUUGGUUCUCAUUCUGUUUGAAUAGCAUUUGUCACUUUGCCAUGAAAUAUAGCAUGCUAUGUUUAUAUGCUUUUCCGUACUAACUUCCAAAAGCUCACAGGUUCUUCAGGUUCUUCCUGAACUCCUGGCACUUGGACCCACAUGUAAUCCCCCUCAGUCCUGCUGUGUGUGAGGUGACCACACGGCUGUGAAUUCUGCACUGCCUUUUGUUGUUUUUCCAUGAAUACCUCUUGGGAAAUGUUUCCAGUAGGUUAGUUAACUUUAUUUUGCUGCUAAUUUGAGCAUUAGCAGGUAGCUCACAAGUCUGGAGGCCAUUUUUGUUGAGGGUAGCUGGAAUUUUAGACCCUUGCGAUAUCUGAGACUCCGCUUGUGGAAGUGGCCGUAGUGCUCCCCGACAUUUCCUGAGCACGCGUGUGUGCCCCGCACCCAGUCCUGUGGCUCCGGAGCAGCGACUGCCGGUGCCCGGCUGCCGGGAUUCUCGCUUCCGACCGCACAUGGAAUACCGGUCUGUUUGGCACUGGGUUUCUGUAUCACAAACGUGGAAUCGCCAGUAUCGGGAACUCGGUGUUCGUCCGAUUGGAGCCGCCUCUUUCUCUCGCAGGCAAACCGCAUUGAAAUCUGUAUCUCUGCAAAGUGUUAGAAUUAUAGUUUGGCUACAUAACAGGUUUUAUGAACACCUUUUGGGGCAAUAAUGAUUUAAGCAUGAAUGGAAAGUAGUUUAAUUUUCACAGUGGUAAAUAUUUUUAUUCUUGAGUGCUUCAGGAAUGGAUUUUCCAUUUGGUUUAGUGUCUUUAAAAAAAGCACACUACAAACUCCUUUAAUUUUCCAUGAGAUCUAAAAAUAAAAUUUCAGUAUUUAUAAAAUUGUAUGCUUAUGAAUUUAGUCCUCGUUUCAGAUUUAAAUGGAAAAAAUCAGGAAAUAUUACGGCAUUGUCUAGGCAUCUCUAAGCUGUUACAUUUCUGUGCUUAAGCAAUGAAAAGUUCACCCCUGAUCUCCAGGUACAAACGCUAAGCCACCGAGAAGGCUGUCUUGCCCGGAAGUUUGCAGGUGCUCCUGGAGGUGUAAAGUGUGGGAAAUGGUUACGUGGUUCAGUUCAGGUCUUUGGUAGGUUAGGGGCUUGGUGUUGGUUUUGUUUUUUCCCCAGUGACGUCGGGCGCAAUGAGCAGACGUGUGUUUGGGCUUGGAGAUCAUCUAUUAAGGAUUGUGGGCCUGGGUUUCUGGCCUCAUCCGAGCACUCAUUUCCUGGUGAGCACAGAAUAACCACCAACCACGGAGUUGGUCUCCUGUCUGUCCACUUAGGAAACAUUGCAUUUGGAUUUCUUUCCAGGGAACACCCCAGGCACUGAGGCCACCACACCCCCGAGUCCUGGGCCUUUCCUUCGCAGUCCCUCCCCAAGCGGAGGCUGUUAGGCUCAUGUCCUGCAAGACCAUCUCCCACCUCUGUGUUUUCUCCCGAAAAGCAGCCUGAGAGGAACACCAUGCUGGACCGAUGGGAGUGUUUGUGUUUUGGUGAAGACUUGUAAUCAUCUGAGGCUUCCCUCAGCUCCUGUAAUCAUGCUUCCAUCGUUAUCCGUUCGUUCUGACACAUCGGCGGAGGGCCUGCUCUGCGGGUGCAGGCCAGCUGCCGCUCCAGCAGUCUCUGUGGCCGCGGAGCGCAGCUGAUCGACCGGAGCCUCAGCGAGUGCCAGAGCGAACAGGGUCUGCUGACUCGGCCAAGUCCUCUGGAGCAAGUGUGUUCUGGAAACCAAAGUGCCCUCCUUCACCUCCGAGAUGCGCCCCUCUGCGUCCGCUUUCCAGACAGCCGUUUCCGUACUUAGACGGGAAAACGUGGUUGCCCGCGUUGGUAUGAGAUGGAUGUGGGGAUUUUGCGGGGAGGGGUUGAAGCGGGGGGUGGGGCGGUACACAGCAACAGCAUGUGAAGGACGGCAGUGGCAGCCUUUAGGAAAAUGGAGCUGAUGAGAGCAGUGAGCAGAGCUCAUUUACAUAAAAUAAACCUGUGUUUCAAGUAGAUUGACACCUUUCAUUCUGAUAAAAUUACUGAGCAGCUGACGUUACUGUUUUCUGGAGUUAUAAUUGUCGGAUGCAAAGAUAAUUAGUGUUCUGGGUUGGAAUUUUGAAAUAGUAUCCAAGUGACAAGCACAGUUUCUAUAAAACAUUCUGUGAGGUGGGUUGAACUUUGAAUCAUUUGAAAUAGAAAAGAGCAAAAAUUGCUGACCAGCCAGUGCCUGUGGUUAACACAAAAGGUAGCUGUUCCUGUGCAGGCUGUCUUAAGUUCAUAAAGGGUGCAUUGUUGCUAAGCCUGCGGGAGUAUUUUGGGGUAAACGCUAAGCUUUUGUUUUGGUUGAAUAGUCAGUCUCACUGCCUUCGCUCAGUGCCCAGAGGUGUGUCUGCAGCUGCACAUGCAGCCUGAGCAGCCAUGCUUCCCCCGUGGGACAGGACAGUCUGCAUGGCCUGCAGCUAACCCAGAAAGCAUGCUCUUACUACCUAUGCAAAGCCACUCAUAGACAAGGUCCACUACGCUUUUUUAAAGGCAACUCUUAGAUUAUGGAGCUCUAUUUUCAAAUUUAUAUUUAUUCAGUGUGGUUUAAUCGGUGUAGAAGAGCGUGAAUGUGGUCUCCUGUUUUGCUUUGCACGUGUUUCUCUUGGCCAACCUUUUUGAUCAUUGGCAAGACUGUAAGUAUUUGCAAGCAGGAAUGGGUGGGGAUGGUGAACACACUGGUUUAUAUACUGUAUUUAGCUUAAAUACUUUCGUAAAGUAUAGGAAUGUUCUAAAAAUAACCUGCCAUUUUCUAUAGAUUUUAAUUGUUUAUAUCCUCUAGGGAUCUCCUGUGGUCACAAGGAGAGAACGUGGCUUCUAGCAGUGCUAACAGUUUAAAAUGCUUUUUUAGAGACUUAGAGCUGCUGUUACGGAAAGCAGUGGUCAGUGGGAUCGUGGUGGCAUCAGAGGGUGGGUCAGUUCUAGAUCAUCUCACAUUCGUUUUAACCUGGCGCUUCCGGGUUUGGGGGCAGUGAGAUCCAUAGUAGACCAGGGAGGCUCUCCGCCUCACACAGACGCCGGAUUCUCUGAGCCUCUUCUGGAUUUGGACAGCCGGUGUUGUCUAGGGGACUUUUAAAGCCCGCCCCUCCCCCUCGCACACUGUGUGCAGUCAGUGCGGUCCGGCCCAGCAAUGACCGAGUGGAUUGAAGCUUCAGGUGUGUCUGAGUGCGGAGUUGAGUCCUGCUGAGAGCCAGGGUGGACUCCCGGAUUUUGGUAGAAUGAUGGUUUCUUUGUAAUAAUUAUAACAGCAAACCCUAGGCUGCUUCCAAAUACCUUGUUUAGCUCAUUCUCUACUUGUCUAGAAUGUAAUUUCAGGAAGUAUUUUUAAAUUAAAAAAUGAAUGUGAAGCAUUUUUAUUUGGAAUCUUUUGUAACCCUCAUUGGUAUUUUUUCAUAUAAUUUUAAUAAAUCAGCUAAUGCUCAUCCAAAAGUUUGGCUGCAUACAUUACCGAUGGAAGCCAGUGGGAUGGAGCUUAAUCUGGUGAGCCGAGUGCGUGCCAAGGACCUCAGAGCAGUCCCUGUGCGCCUGGGUGGCUCAUCUCACCGUUGCCGCUGGGAGAAAACAUCCGUUCCCUGGUGUUUGUGUUUCCACGCACAGAGACAGAAAGCCACGCCGGCUGGCGGGCUCCCUGACGAGGCGGGCAGUGAGCCUGCUGGCAGGGAGGAAGAGACGGGAGUUCCCUAGGUGCUACUCUGCCUGGGCGAGGCCAGGCGCCCCUCUGCCUCCCGCCACGGGCUGCCCUGAGCUCCCAUCACGGCUCUGUCUCCCGGCCGCCCCGCUGCACACGGGCUGCUGGCCUGCCCCGGAGCUGCCGGCACAGACUCCGGGCGGCUCGGUAUUGUCCACGCACGCAUGCUCUGUGCUGUUUCCUUAGCCGCAGUCAUGGGAGGGAGGGUCUUCCUGAGGCCGAGACGUGUGUCAUCCCUUUUAAGUUAUUUUAGAGCAAGUGCAUGAGAUGUGCCACUGACUUUGUUAUUUAUCUGUGUGUCUUACUAUUCAAAGUGUAUGCACUUUCGAGAAGCAGAAUUUAUAUUUUUAUGUUUAAAAAGUUAUUUCUGGAACAGCAGUUGAUUAUAUUGCAUACAGUUGGAAUUAAGGGAAAAGUGGAAAAUGUAACAAAAUACAAUAAAUUUAUUACACGAUGCCCUUCAA
Messenger RNA from Pipistrellus kuhlii (Kuhl's pipistrelle), 9701 nucleotides. It is a transcript of the gene USP31, whose product is annotated as ubiquitin specific peptidase 31. Lineage: Eukaryota; Metazoa; Chordata; Mammalia; Chiroptera; Vespertilionidae. Bases 230 to 4198 code for a protein of 1322 amino acids. Gene Ontology annotation, biological process: protein deubiquitination. The transcript has 16 exons. The record is from RefSeq and is a predicted model, not a curated record. Gene Ontology annotation, molecular function: cysteine-type deubiquitinase activity.